AUGUUAUCUUCAACAACGUUGUCACCGGGAGCUGGACCCUCUUCUUUUUGCACCACUUACUGUAAUAAUCAUUUGUUGCCAAUUCGUCGUCAACUUCAUCCUUCACCUUCUAUUCACUUGAACCCUCUAAUUAGGGUUCUUCCCCAUUCAAUUUCUGGUAAUAACAACAAUAAAAUUAGACAUUUUUAUGCUUCAUCUGCUGCCGCCGCCGUUGAAACUUUCACGGACGAUUAUGACUCUGACUCCUCAACUCCACUUCAAUCAAAGAAGCUAGGGGUGGUGGUGAAGCCGAUGGAAAAACCGAGGCUUGUGUUGAAAUUUGUAUGGAUGGAGAAGAACAUCGGUCUUGCACUUGAUCAAGUGAUACCGGGGCAUGGUUCUAUUCCUUUAAGUCCUUACUAUUUUUGGCCUAGGAAAGAUGCUUGGGAAGAACUUAAGGUCAUGCUAGAGCGAAAGCCUUGGAUAUCUCAAAAGGAGGUGGUUAUUUUGCUCAAUCAGGCCACUGAUAUUAUCAACUUGUGGCAACAGAGUGGGGGUGAUCUACUUUAA
Daucus carota subsp. sativus is the source of this 549-nucleotide messenger RNA. RefSeq names its product small ribosomal subunit protein cS23. Gene Ontology annotation, cellular component: ribosome. Gene Ontology annotation, biological process: translation. NCBI's taxonomy places the organism in Eukaryota, Viridiplantae, Streptophyta, Magnoliopsida, Apiales, Apiaceae. Gene Ontology annotation, molecular function: structural constituent of ribosome. The record is from RefSeq and is a predicted model, not a curated record. The coding region runs from base 1 to 549 and encodes 182 amino acids. The transcript has 2 exons.